Salvelinus sp. IW2-2015 is the source of this 875-nucleotide messenger RNA. NCBI's taxonomy places the organism in Eukaryota, Metazoa, Chordata, Actinopteri, Salmoniformes, Salmonidae. The record is from RefSeq and is a predicted model, not a curated record.
UGCUCUGAGUGAACUGAGACCAGGUCGCUACUAUUUUUAGCCCCACGAUGGAGGGGAUGGAUAAACGAAUGGGUGGAGAAGAGGGGGAGGAAUAGGAGAGAGGGAGAGGUGGAGGGGGACCCGUUUUAGAAGUUCUGCUAUAGAGACCUUGCUGCUUUGCAUGGAAGACUGUCKGAGUAGUCUUACAAACUCGACGUAAGCUGACAUACCUUGGCUACUGAACACUGGACAGUGUUGAGAUAGAUCUCAGCCAACCUCGGAAUGCUGCCAGACAAACUAACAGUCCCUCAAAGCGCUUUCCUCUGGAUUUAUCCCUCUGAUUCGACCAUUGCUUAGGUUUCUUUUGAUUUUUUUCCUGUGUUGUGUCAAGGAACUAAAGGAGCUUAUGUGGAUUGCCCCGCGAUGGAAUGUAGCCUGGCUACAAAAGCUCACAAAGUUGAUKUUUUCCUUUCCCGGGAUUGGGAUURGGAUCGGUGGACGCACAGUGUUCCCCCUCCGGUGGUAGACCUGGGACUCCCGCUGCUCUGAUACUGUCAGGCCACAGGAGAAGGCGCCUCUGAGGAUUUAAAAACAGACAUUCAUACACGGAAUUCGGGAUGCGGCGUUUCGACAAGCUCAAAAAGUCGUUCCCUUUCCUGGCACACUUCCAUGUGUACGGAAAGCUGGGCAGUAAUAUGCAGUCGGAGGAGGGCACAGAAUGGCUCCUGGAGCUGCUGAUGGAGGUGCAGCUGCAGCAGUACUUCCUGCGUAUCCGCGACGACCUCAACGUGACGCGACUCUCCCACUUCGACUACGUCAAGAACGAGGACCUGGAGAAGAUUGGCAUGGGGCGGCCCGGUGAGCUCAGAGUUGCAACCUGUGAGUUGAUUCUUUAA